UUUUUUUUUUUUUUUGAGUUGAUUGAUCAAUGAAUCAUAUAAACCAUGAUUUAUUAUUCAUUUUAUAGUUGUUAUUUAAUUCGAUCUUUAAAAGAAGAUCAACGAAAUAAGGUUUAUGUUGGAUCUACACCAAACCCAAUUCGACGAUUAAGACAACAUAAUGGUGAAUUAACACAAGGUGCUUAUCGUACUAAAAAACAUAGACCUUGGCAAUAUGUAAUGAUUGUUUAUGGCUUUCCAAGUAAAAAGCAUGCACUACAAUUUGAGUGGGCAUGGCAAAAGCCACUUCAAAGUAGACAUACAAAAAUAAUUACAGACACUUUGUCUAUAGAAAAGAAGUCUUUACUGCUAAAAAAUACAAAACAUUCUAAUUUAAUGUUAACAAAAAUGUGGGCAGCGCAGUUAUUGUUAAAUACAAAGCCAUUUUCUAUCUUGCCUCUAAAACUCCGAUUUGUCACACCUAAUAUGCAGGCUUUGUUUCUUGAUAGUUGCGACCUACCAAAGCAUAUGACAACUUCGGUAGGAUCUAUAGAAGACUUGAUGAAAGAUAUCAAGAAGAAAGAAGAGGAUGUUAUAUCAAGAUUUCAAAUAAUGAGAAAAGAAAAUAAUGAAUUACUUUCCUUAAUAUUAGAUUGUUUUAUAUGUAAAAAAUCUAUAUCAAUAGACGAUACAAUGAAUUAUAUAGAAUGUUUUCAUUGUUAUGCUAUGACAAGCCAUAUAUCUUGCUUAGCUGUUCAAUGGAUAGGGCCGUUAGAAUUAAUGCCAGUAAUUGGCCAUUGUCCAAAUUGUAAUCAUUUAUUACUAUGGGGUGAUUUAAUUUUAGAAGCUAAACUAAGAAGCCGUGCUUUAAUUAAUGAGAUGGAAAACAUUAGUAAUGAUGAUUCAUUAUCAACAACAUCAACCACUACUAUAGACAGUUCUUCAUCAUCUUCAGUAAUUAAUUUAACCACUUAUUAAUAAAAAAGCUUAUGUACAGGUUUUUUUUUUAUUGUGUAAAUAAUACAUAAAUAGAAUCAGAGAAUUUGGAAAGUUCUAUUGUCUUAACAAAAUCUCAUACACAACAGCACAAAGAAAACUAUCAAACUAGAUGAAAAUAACAAUUCUUCGGAGUAUUUUCAUCAAGUCCAUCAAUCAUAGUAGGCCAUUUAUUUUAUGUGCAAAUAAAAGAAAUAAGGAAAGUGACCAAUAAAUUUAGUUUCAUUUAGAUAGUAUUAAUUAGUUUACAUUUAACAUUCGCUCAAUUUAUUGCUGCGGCUUAUUAUGGAACAAGUAGCAAAAAACUAGAUCAUAGUGUGUUAUUUUUUGUCCAAUUAAAU
Molecule: messenger RNA, 1316 nt
Organism: Cokeromyces recurvatus
Lineage: Eukaryota; Fungi; Mucoromycota; Mucoromycetes; Mucorales; Mucoraceae
Exons: 4
Coding region: 46-957 (303 amino acids)
Biological process (GO): double-strand break repair via homologous recombination
Cellular component (GO): Slx1-Slx4 complex
Molecular function (GO): 5'-flap endonuclease activity; crossover junction DNA endonuclease activity
Source: RefSeq, a predicted model, not a curated record